Molecule: messenger RNA, 2599 nt
Organism: Cucurbita maxima (winter squash)
Lineage: Eukaryota; Viridiplantae; Streptophyta; Magnoliopsida; Cucurbitales; Cucurbitaceae
Product: cyclin-dependent kinase F-4-like
Exons: 19
Coding region: 1049-2407 (452 amino acids)
Biological process (GO): protein phosphorylation; intracellular signal transduction
Cellular component (GO): cytoplasm; nucleus
Molecular function (GO): ATP binding; protein serine/threonine kinase activity
Source: RefSeq, a predicted model, not a curated record
GGUAUAUAAAUAAGCAUCGGUGUGGGUCAUGAUGGGAAAUUAGGUAUCUUUACCUUGGUUGGCACGCAGAAAAGAUCUCUUGGUUUUUGGGUAUUUGGGAAUCCGUCUGGUUUCUCCGUGGUGUUGAGAAGAUUUGAGGGGAAAGAAGAGCGCUGAGGGAAGCUCUGGAUCCCAAUUCUUCCCGUUCUUUCCGACGGAGGUCUUUGAGGGCUUGGAUAUAAAGGGCUUUCUAUAUUUUCUCAAGAUAUGGAGCUUGCUUCUAUUUGGACAAAUUCCUUCCAUCAUCGAGUUUGCUCUUUCCAGGAAGUGCUUGAUUGGCGUUUCCUUGUCGUUGGCGAUUUUCUUUUGGUUUCCUUCGUCAAUUUCACUUAGUGGUCAAGUUCUUCUAAAUGAUCAGCACAAGAGGCGUAAUGAAAUUACUUUAUGAGAUAGGUGUUGGAUCGUUAGUGCAACUGUUCAAAGCGUUGUUGAUGAAGCAUCAGGGUGAUUUUCUAGGGGAGACUUCUUCAGGGAGCUGAGUUCUGUUAAUGAAACAUCAAAGCUUGUUUUCACAACUACCUAAAGUGAAGACUAUCACAUUGACCUCUGCUGGUUGUUAUUCGUUCUUUAUACUUGUUCCGGACUGGUGAUGUUUAGAGAGUCAUGAUCUUUUUUACUGGAGGAUAUAUCUUCAAUCUCAAAGUAGAAUUAUGAGAUAGCUUCAAGUUAAUAUUGUAAUCAUCUGGUAUUUCCAACUGCUCAGUUGGUUUGGACAUUUAUUCUCAAGGUUCAACAUGUUCAGUGGUGUUUGUCAUAUACUGCUAUAUUGUUCCUCUCUUGAAGUCGAAUCUGCGGAUUUUUUAAUGAAUAAAGCUGCACAGCCUGCACAUCAGAAUUUUUCUGGUUUUGUGCUUUUGCACUUCACCAAGGAAAAUUAGUGGUGGCUUUUGUUAUAUCAGUGCAAGACGGUUGUUUACUUAGUCAUUAUACAAAGAUAGAUGCAAGUUAUCAUUUUCAAGUUUCUAUACUUUUGAAUAAAGGAGGUUGUCUUUGUGCUUCUGCGAAAAAAAUGGAGAGGUAUAUGUUAAUCAAGGAAGUUGGUGAUGGUACUUUUGGAAGUGUCUGGCGAGCUAUCAAUAAGCAAACUGGGGAAGCUGUUGCAAUUAAGAAAAUGAAGAAAAAAUAUUACACAUGGGAGGAGUGCGUCAAUCUAAGAGAAGUGAAGUCACUGCGGAAGAUGAAUCAUCCUAAUAUUGUUAAGCUAAAGGAAGUUAUCAGGGAAAACAAUAUUUUGUACUUCGUAUUUGAAUACAUGGAUUGCAGUCUUUAUCAACUUAUGAAGGAUAAGGAAAAACUCUUCUCAGAAGCUGAAGUGAGAAAUUGGUGCUUUCAAGUUUUUCAAGGUCUUGCCUACAUGCAUCAGCGAGGUUAUUUUCACCGUGACCUUAAACCAGAAAAUUUAUUAGUUGCUAAAGACUUGAUAAAACUUGCUGAUUUUGGGCUUGCUCGUGAAACUAGUGCACUACCACCCUAUACUGAGUAUGUUUCAACUCGAUGGUAUAGAGCUCCAGAGGUGCUGCUUCAGUCCUACCUUUAUGGUCCUAAAGUUGAUAUGUGGGCAAUGGGUGCUAUAAUGGCAGAGUUGUUUACUCUUCGUCCACUUUUUCCUGGAGCAAGCGAACCAGACCAAAUCUACAAAAUUUGCAGUAUACUUGGCACUCCAACUAUGGAUACAUGGUCUGAUGGGCUCUGUCUUGCCAGGAAUAUCAAUUAUCAAUACCCGCAGUUUAAUCGAGUUCAUCUCUCUGUUGUUAUUCCUUCAGCGAGUGAUGAUGCAGUCAAUCUUAUUGCAUCACUUUGUUCAUGGGAUCCAUCCAAGAGACCAACAGCUAUGGAAGCCCUCCAACAUCCCUUCUUCCAGAGUUGCUACUAUGUUCCACCGUCUCUUCGUGCUAGAGCGCCAUUUGCUCGGACCCCUCCUUCUGCUGGAACAAAGAAUUUUCUGGAGCAGCAGACUGCUAAGAAAUAUCCUGUGGCUUUAUCUGAUUCAAGAAUCGCUGGUAAUUUCUCCUCUCCUAAGUUUGCGUUGUUGAGCACAGGUGUGCAGAGGAAGUUGGAUUUGGUGAACCCGGAUGCAAAUAAGAGUGAUACAAUUAUGAAGAGCACAGCUAGACUACCAAAGUACCGACCGCCUGUGAGGAAUAGCCCUACCAACUCUAUUUACAGGGGAAAUAAUGUGCGUGGAGUUUCCGAUACAGGCCAAAAGUUGGCAAACAUGACAAUUGCCCCUCGCAAGCCAUCUAUCGGGCAGCUUCUUCGGCCGAUGAAAGCGGGUGUCCGUUGGAACGGUUCGUCUAGUGAUCUGUUAAUAAGGCCCGCUCAAGAGAUUCAACAUGGCAGUAAUUACCCCAGGAAGGUUGCAGGAUGACUGCCCUUUCUCCCUCUCGUCAUCGUCCUAAUGGUGUGUAUGUUUUUGUUCUUUGAAGAAUCGUAUGCAACGCUUCCCUCGGGGAAUAUAUGUAAUAAAUGCCCCGCUGACUGUCUGUUUUUGUUCUUAUGUUUGCUAUAAACUCUGUUUGCGUAAUGAAAUAAAAGAAUUAUCAGUCAAUUCCCUCUUCAA